AUGCCUCCCAAGAAGACCACCACUGCCGCCAAGGAGAACGUCUCUCUCGGUCCUCUGGCCGGAGAUGGCAAGCUCGUUUUCGGCGUUGCCCGUAUCUUCGCCUCUUUCAACGAUACCUUCGUCCACGUUACCGAUCUGAGUGGUCGCGAAACCAUCUGCCGUGUCACCGGUGGUAUGAAGGUCAAGGCUGACCGUGACGAGUCUUCUCCCUACGCUGCCAUGUUGGCUGCUCAGGACGUUGCUGCCCGCUGCAAGGAGCUCGGCAUCAACGCUCUCCACAUCAAGAUCCGUGCCACUGGUGGUAACGGUACCAAGACCCCCGGUCCCGGUGCUCAGUCCGCUCUCCGUGCCCUUGCUCGUUCCGGCAUGAGAAUUGGCAGAAUCGAGGACGUGACCCCCACUCCUUCCGACUCUACUCGUCGCAAGGGUGGUCGCCGUGGUCGUCGUCUGUAG
Molecule: messenger RNA, 453 nt
Organism: Aspergillus udagawae
Lineage: Eukaryota; Fungi; Ascomycota; Eurotiomycetes; Eurotiales; Aspergillaceae
Product: 40S ribosomal protein uS11
Exons: 4
Coding region: 1-453 (150 amino acids)
Biological process (GO): translation; ribosomal small subunit assembly; maturation of SSU-rRNA from tricistronic rRNA transcript (SSU-rRNA, 5.8S rRNA, LSU-rRNA)
Cellular component (GO): cytosolic small ribosomal subunit; ribosome
Molecular function (GO): mRNA 5'-UTR binding; structural constituent of ribosome; small ribosomal subunit rRNA binding
Source: RefSeq, a predicted model, not a curated record